Molecule: messenger RNA, 1635 nt
Organism: Besnoitia besnoiti
Lineage: Eukaryota; Apicomplexa; Conoidasida; Eucoccidiorida; Sarcocystidae
Exons: 6
Coding region: 1-1635 (544 amino acids)
Biological process (GO): mRNA catabolic process; negative regulation of translation
Cellular component (GO): P-body; CCR4-NOT complex; CCR4-NOT core complex
Source: RefSeq, a predicted model, not a curated record
AUGGCUGAAACGGAGACACUCAAACUGCAGAGGCAGGGCCAGGCCUGCGCCACAGGAGGCUGGGCAGUCUGGGAGCCACGCGCGCCUCGGAAGAGGCACAGCAUUGACGCCAGUCAAAGUUUCGCCGCCUCCUGCGUCGAGCUCGGCUUCCUUUCACCCCGAGCCGCCUCGCUGACGGCGCUCGUCGUCGCAGGGGCUGCCGCCUCAGCUACAGUCCGUGUAAACGCUUUUCUCCAUUUUUUUCCUUCUCUCCCGGCCUCUGCGUGCCUCUCUCCCCCUCUCUACCUCCGCGCGAUUCAGCCGCCUCGCGACUGCAGCCCUCUCGCUUCUUCGCCUCCGCGUCGCUGCGGCGUCGCCUCCCUGCGCUUCUCUACGCUGCCUGCAUCUGCCGCCUCUCUUCCUUCUUCCCUCGCAGCGGCAGAUCCCUCCUCGCGUUGCCUCUGCGGUUCCCUCGUCGGCCUUAUUCGUUUUCCGCGCUUCGAGACGAUGAUUGCGCCAGCGCCGACGGGGAGCGGCGCAGGGGGCGGCGGCGGCUUGGGCAGGCAAGGCGGCAGCGAGGCGAGCCGCCCGCUGAUUCCGCCAACGGCCUCGUCGUUCGCGUCUUCGUUCUCCUCCUCGUCCUUCGCGGGCGCCGGCGCCGCGGCGCAGGAGUGCCACGUGCCCGCGCCCGCUGCGGGCAACCCCUCCGUCGGGUCGCAGGCCCUGGGGGGCGCGGGCCUCUCGCAGAGCCCCGCCGCAGGGACCUCGUCGCUCUGCAACCCGGCCUCGCUUUCCGCCUCGGGAGCCUCGCCGCAGGACAAGGAACACAUCUACCAGCUGCUGCUUGACAUCUGCGUGAUGGAAAAACGCGAGGCUGCCCUCGGAGAUCUCUCGAAACGCAGAGAACAAUUCCCAGAUCUCGCGCCACUCCUCUGGCACAGCUUUGGCACCAUCGCCGCCAUCCUCCAAGAAAUCAUCUCCAUAUACCCGUGUCUCUCUCCGCCGACCUUGACGGCGGCUGCGUCUAACCGCGUCUGCAACUCUCUGGCGCUGCUGCAGUGCGUCGCUUCUCACCCGGACACGCGACAGGCCUUCCUGAAUGCGCACAUCCCUCUCUUUCUCUAUCCGUUCCUGAACACAGUCUCGAAGACGCGGCCUCUGGAGUAUCUGCGUUUGACGUCGCUCGGCGUCAUUGGCGCGCUAGUGAAGAUCGAUGACGCGGAGGUGAUUAACUUUUUGCUGCAGACAGAAAUCAUUCCGCUCUGCCUCCGCAUCAUGGAAACGGGCUCUGAGCUCUCCAAGACGGUGGCGACGUUCAUCGUCCAGAAGAUUCUUCUAGACGACGUGGGGUUGUCGUACAUCUGCGCGACUGCGGAGCGCUUCUACGCCGUGAGUACGGUGCUGUGCAACAUGGUUUCCUCGCUGGCGGAGUGCCCGCCUGCGCGCCUGCUGAAGCACGUGAUUCGCUGCUACCUGCGCCUGACGGACAACAACCGCGCCCGCGAGGCGCUCAAGCAGUGCCUGCCUGACGCGCUCAAAGACGCGACGUUCCACGCCGCGCUGCAGGACGAGCCGCUGACGAAGAAGUGGCUUUUCCAGCUUCUCCACGCGGUCGCCCCGAGCGAGAUCCACAAUGCAGCAGCAGUGCAGCCGUAG